AUGUCGCAUCUCCAGUACUACACCUACCCAGGCUUCGGCGAAUUCGUAAAGGAGCACACACAUUACAACCAAGCAGUACGAGUAGGAGAUGUGGUCGAGGUAGCCGGGCAAGGCGGCUGGGACCGUGAGACCCGCGAGGUCGAGCCAGACCUGAUCAAGCAGAUCGACCGGGCCUUCGACAACGUCGAGCACACGCUCUCGCUGGCCGGCGCCGGCUGGAAGGACGUCUACGCCGUGAAGCUGUACCACACCACCGACGUCACCGACGAGGCCGUCGGGCACUUUGUCGACAACAUGCGGAAAUACAUGCCCGGCCACCAGCCCAUCCUGAGCGGCAUCGGCGUCGCGAGCCUCGCGUUCGGGAUGAAAGUCGAGAUCGAGGUCAGGGCUCAUGCGCCGCAGGCGAAGUAG
Diaporthe citri is the source of this 411-nucleotide messenger RNA. RefSeq lists its product as uncharacterized. The coding region runs from base 1 to 411 and encodes 136 amino acids. Gene Ontology annotation, cellular component: cytosol. The record is from RefSeq and is a predicted model, not a curated record. Lineage: Eukaryota; Fungi; Ascomycota; Sordariomycetes; Diaporthales; Diaporthaceae. The transcript is spliced from 2 exons. Gene Ontology annotation, molecular function: deaminase activity.